CAGCCACCAGCAGCUAAACACAGAGGCGGUUGCUAGGAGACUGUGGAGUUGGGGCAGCGCUGCAUAAUGCCAGCAUGGCGCUUGUACUACCCCCUGUUGGUUCAGAGAUCUUCAGACGAUUCACACCAUCCUCGCUGGAGGAAAUACAAAAACGACAGGAAGUGGAGGAGAAGGAGCGCCAGAGGAGGAAGGAGAAGAACAUUGAGAUUGCAGAGGAAGAUCUUCCUAAACCAGCCAGCGAUCUCGAGGCUGGGAAGCCCCUGCCAUUCAUCUAUGGAGACCCGCCCCCUGAGCUGUUUAACACCCCAUUGGAGGAGCUGGAUCCCUUCUACCAAUCACAGAAGACAUUCAUCGUGAUUGGUAAAGGUAACAUAAUCUACCGUUUUAACGCCGAGCCAGCCUGUUACCUUCUGAGUCCGUUCAGUCAGCUACGGACCAUCGCUAUCAAGAUCCUCAUCCACUCUUUAUUCAGUUUGUUCAUUAUGUUGACGAUCAUCACCAACUGUGCGUUUAUGACUAUGAGUCAUCCUCCAGCGUGGAGCAAAGCCGUUGAGUACAUCUUUACAUUCAUUUACACGUUUGAAGCAACAAUCAAAGUGGUGUCGCGAGGAUUCUGUGUUGGAGGCUUCACCUUCCUCAAAGACCCGUGGAACUGGCUGGACUUUAUGGUCAUCAGCAUGGCAUACCUGACCGAGUUCAUCGAUCUGGGAAAUGUUUCUGUGCUGAGGACGUUCAGAGUCCUUCGAGCUCUGAAGACCAUCACAGUCAUCCCUGGUCUGAAGACAAUUGUCGGAGCUCUGAUCCAAUCAGUGAAGAAGCUAGCUGAUGUCAUGAUUCUGACCGUGUUCUGCCUCUGCGUCUUCGCUUUGAUUGGCCUGCAGCUCUUCAUGGGAAACCUGCGGCAAAAAUGUGUCUUGAUGCCGCCACAGUUGCUUAGCAACCACACGUCUGACAUUGGUCUUAACACCACUUACCAUGGCAAUGACACCCACAGCAACAGGACAGGAAGCGAUGACUUUGAUUACAACGAGUUCAUCAACAACCCAAAGAACUUCUACUUCCUGCCGGGUCAACUCGAUGCUCUGCUAUGUGGGAACAGUUCGGACGCCGGGGUCUGUCCAGAUGGAUACGUCUGUCUGAAAGCAGGGAGAAACCCUAACUACGGCUACACCAGCUACGACUCAUUUGGGUGGGCCUUCCUGGCUCUGUUCAGACUGAUGACCCAGGACUUCUGGGAAAACCUCUUCCAGCUGACGCUGCGAGCAGCAGGUAAAACCUACAUGAUCUUCUUUGUGGUCAUUAUCUUCCUCGGCUCGUUCUACCUCAUUAACCUGAUCCUGGCCGUGGUUGCCAUGGCGUACGCCGAGCAGAACGAGGCCAACAUGGCCGAGGCCAAACAGAAGGAGGAAGAGUACGCUCAGAUCCUGGAGCUGCUGAAGAAGAGACAGGAGGAGCAGGCGGCCUGCAGGGCGGAGGAUUCAUCUGGAGACGCAGUCCAACAUGAGCAAGAACAUACUGCCAUGGAAGAGUUCGCUGAUGACCAGAGGCCGUGCCCUCCGUGUUGGUACGCCUUUGCUGACAUCUUCCUCAAGUGGAACUGCUGCAGCUGUUGGCGGUGGCUCAAAUCGUGGCUCUACACCAUCGUCAUGGACCCGUUUGUGGACCUUGGCAUCACCAUCUGCAUCGUCCUCAACACCGUCUUUAUGGCCAUGGAGCACUAUCCAAUGACCGAGGACUUCCAGGAGCUUCUCAGCAUUGGAAAUCUGGUGUUUACAGUGAUCUUCACAGCUGAGAUGGUCUUCAAACUUCUGGCCAUGGACCCGUAUUACUACUUCCAGGUGGGCUGGAACGUCUUCGACAGCAUCAUUGUCACCAUGAGUCUAGUGGAGCUCGGACUGGCGAACGUCGAGGGGCUGUCGGUGCUGCGCUCCUUCAGACUGAUGCGAGUGUUUAAGCUGGCCAAGUCCUGGCCGACCCUGAACAUGCUGAUCAGGAUCAUUGGGCGGUCUGUGGGGGCUCUGGGGAACCUGACCCUGGUGCUUGCCAUCAUCGUCUUCAUCUUCGCCGUGGUCGGCAUGCAGCUGUUUGGAAAGAACUACAAAGACUGCGUGUGCCGAAUCUCACUUGACUGCACUCUCCCCCGCUGGCACAUGUUCGACUUCUUCCACGCCUUCCUCAUAAUUUUCCGAGUGCUGUGUGGGGAGUGGAUUGAGACCAUGUGGGACUGCAUGGAGGUAUCGGGCCAGACCAUGUGUCUGAUCGUCUUCAUGAUGGUCAUGGUGAUUGGGAACAUGGUGGUCUUGAAUCUGUUCCUGGCGUUGUUGCUGAGCUCAUUUAGUGGAGAUAAUCUUGCAGCUCCAGAAGAAGAAGGAGAAAACAACUUGCAGAUUGCCAUAAACCGGAUCAACAUGGCCGUGGCUUGGACCAAGACCCAGAUCCUCCAACAAGUCUUGACGUUAAGGGGAAAGAAUAAGGACCUGGACCCAGAACACACCGCGGUCCGCGGGGGGGAAGUCGACGGGACAACGAAGGAUUGUUUGGUUUUGACCUCUGGGUCAGAGGUUAAGACCCUCAACUGUAACCAUGGCAAUAGCCUCAAACUUGGCUGCCUGAAGGUCCCCAUCGCUGAGGCCGAGUCGGACUUUGAGACGCCUGACAUCGAUGAAGAAGAAGAAGAGGACGAAGUGGACAAAGACAAUGAAGAAAAACUCUCUAAAGGUGACGGCUCGUCGGUCUGCAGCACUGUCCAGAGAGUUCCAGAAAUCCAGGAGGACGACGGCGAUGAAGAUGAUCCAAACACACCUGUGGACUGCUAUAGUGACGAGUGGUACCGCCGCUGUCCGUUCCUGGACGUGGACACGUCCCAGGGUGGAGGGAAGGUCUGGUCUAACAUCAGGAGAACUUGCUUCUGCGUUGUGGAACACAACUACUUUGAGAGCUUCAUCAUUUUCAUGAUCCUGAUGAGCAGUGGAGCUCUGGCAUUUGAGGACAUCUACCUUGAGCAGCGCCGCGUCAUAAAGACAGUUCUGGAGUACGCAGACCAGGUGUUCACCUACGUGUUCGUUGUGGAGAUGGUUCUGAAGUGGGUCGCCUACGGGUUCAAGACGUACUUCACCAACGCCUGGUGCUGGCUUGACUUCCUCAUCGUAGAUGUGUCUCUGGUGUCACUGACAGCAAACAUCCUGGGGUACUCUGAGCUGGGAGCCAUCAAGUCUCUGAGGACACUGAGAGCUCUGAGGCCCCUGAGGGCCCUGUCUCGCUUUGAGGGAAUGAGGGUGGUGGUGAAUGCGCUGGUAGGGGCCAUCCCAUCCAUCUUCAACGUGUUGCUGGUGUGUCUGAUCUUCUGGCUGAUCUUCAGCAUCAUGGGUGUCAAUCUGUUCGCUGGGAAGUUUUAUCACUGCUUCAACGAGACGUCGGAGGAGCUGUUCCCCCCUGAGAUCGUCAACAACCGGACCGAGUGUCUGGCCCUGGUCCAGGGGAAUGCCGGGGGGGUCCGCUGGAGGAACGUCAAGGUCAACUACGACAACGUGGGGAUGGGCUACCUGGCGCUGCUGCAGGUGGCCACGUUUAAAGGCUGGAUGGACAUCAUGUACGCAGCGGUGGACUCCAGAGACGUGGAGUCACAGCCAAUGUAUGAGGCCAAUCUCUACAUGUACAUUUACUUUGUCAUCUUCAUCAUCUUCGGCUCCUUCUUCACUCUUAACCUCUUCAUCGGAGUCAUCAUCGACAACUUCAACCAGCAGAAAUCAAAGUUGGGAGGAAAAGAUAUCUUCAUGACAGAGGAGCAGAAGAAAUAUUACAACGCAAUGAAGAAGCUCGGCUCCAAGAAACCUCAGAAACCUGUUCCACGACCUGAGAAUAAGUUCCAGGCCCUGGUGUUUGACCUGGUGACAACGCAGGUGUUCGAUAUCUUCAUCAUGGUGUUGAUCUGUCUCAACAUGGUGACGAUGAUGGUGGAAACAGACGAGCAGAGUGAGGAAAAGGUCCUGAUCCUGUACUGGAUCAACCUGGUCUUCAUCGUCAUCUUCACCGGAGAGUGCACGCUUAAGAUGACGGCGCUUCGUCAGCACUACUUCUCCGUGGGCUGGAAUAUCUUCGACUUCGUGGUCGUCAUCCUGUCCAUCGUAGGACUCCUCCUCGCUGACAUCAUAGAGAAGUAUUUUGUCUCGCCCACGCUCUUCCGUGUGAUCCGAUUGGCUCGUAUUGGCCGUGUACUUCGUCUCAUUCGUGGAGCCAAGGGGAUCCGGACACUGCUGUUUGCACUGAUGAUGUCACUUCCUGCGCUCUUCAACAUCGGCCUGCUACUCUUCCUCAUCAUGUUUAUCUUCUCCAUCUUCGGCAUGUCCAACUUCGCCUACGUGCGUAAGGAGGCGAUGAUCGACGACAUGUUCAACUUCGAGACGUUUGGGAACAGCAUGAUCUGUCUGUUCAUGAUCACCACGUCGGCCGGCUGGGACGGGCUGCUGAGCCCCAUCAUGAACACGCCGCCGGACUGCGACCCCGACCUCGAGAACCCGGGCUCCACGGUGCAGGGCAACUGUGGCAGCCCGGGGAUUGGCAUUGUCUUCUUCACCACCUAUAUCAUCAUGUCCUUCCUCGUGGUGGUCAACAUGUACAUCGCCAUCAUCCUGGAGAACUUCAACGUAGCGACGGAGGAGAGCGGCGACCCGCUGUGCGAGGACGACUUCGAGAUGUUUUAUGAAACUUGGGAGAAGUUCGACCCGGAUGCUUCCCAGUUCAUCCAGUACAGUAAACUGUCAGAUUUUUGCGACACCCUGAAGGAUCCUCUGAGGAUUCCCAAACCAAAUACAGUCAGACUGAUCCACAUGGAUCUGCCGCUGGUUCCUGGAGACAAAAUCCACUGUCUGGACAUCCUGCUGGCUCUCACUGCCCAGGUGUUAGGUGAUGCGGGAGGAAUGGAUGCUCUUAAAGCAAGCAUGGAGGAGAAGUUCAUGGCCAACAACCCCUCCAAGGUGUCCUAUGAACCAAUCAGCAGCACUUUGCGGAGGAAACAGGAAGAUGUGGCGGCGUCAGUGAUCCAAAAAGCGUACAGAAAACACCUGCUGCAGCGGACGCUUAAACUGGCAUCCCACAAAUACCGAGCAAAGACGGACGGCCGCGGAGAGGCGCCGCCCGAGACCCAAGGACUGCUCUGCCAGCGAAUCAGCCGCCUGUACGGAGAGGAGCCGCGACCCGGCCCUGUGGAGCUUCAGAGAGAGUUUGUCCUCCACGCUGUUCCUCCUCUCAACGCCACCAACGGCCUCCCAGAUGAGAGCCUGAGGGAGUCAGUCGUCUGAUCACAUGUCCUCCUGUUUUCCUCCGGUGUCGGAGCACGAUCCCAAUUCAGACGGACGGAGAGACGGACCGCAGCAGAGACGACUCCAGUCCUCUGAAGCUGUGUUGGCAGCGUCUGUGUCCCUCACUGGACAUGGACAUAAUCACUGCGGCGUUCUGUCUUCGCUUAGGACAGAGGACGUUAGCACUUACUGAUUCAUUUCAGUUCUUCUACAUUAAGAGUUAAUGACGUAACAAUACAGAAAUAAUACUUUUAUUUAAAAAAAAAAACAUGAAAUAAAGGUUGUAGUCUGUACAUUGACAUAAUGAGACAUUGAUAUAAUAAAU
Molecule: messenger RNA, 5622 nt
Organism: Etheostoma cragini (Arkansas darter)
Lineage: Eukaryota; Metazoa; Chordata; Actinopteri; Perciformes; Percidae
Gene: scn4ab
Product: sodium channel, voltage-gated, type IV, alpha, b
Exons: 31
Coding region: 75-5297 (1740 amino acids)
Biological process (GO): sodium ion transmembrane transport; neuronal action potential; membrane depolarization during action potential
Cellular component (GO): voltage-gated sodium channel complex; axon; plasma membrane
Molecular function (GO): voltage-gated sodium channel activity
Source: RefSeq, a predicted model, not a curated record